GAGUGGGAGUGGGCUCCCCCCCGGCUGCCUCUGCUCGCCCAUAGGUCGCCUGCGCCGUCCGUCAGCUCGCUAGCCCUCACUGAUUGGCUACAGGAGGCGGAUCCGCAGGUGAUCCUCCGCUCAUAGAGGCGCGGGGCGGAGAGAAGGUGAUCAAUCUCCAUCCAUCUCCAUUAGAAAUCACCUUAACACUCUGACAGACAACGACAAGCCCCCUGAAAGCAAAUGAGUUUGAUUUAUUUGGCUGUAAAAACGGCCGGAACCGCACCGAGGACGCGGCGAUGCUGGUGAUGCUGCUCGGUUUGCGCACUGAUAUUUGUUUCUGAGAAAGUCUGCGGCCGCUGCGCGAGUUUUGUGCCCCGCAGACUUCCUGCAGCUGGAUAAUUUUUACUCGCCUCUUGUGGUUCGAGCGCUCGGGACAAGGGAAGGAGAACAACAAGUAGCUGGAAUCGGCCCCCUGACCCGCCAAGCUGCAGCAUCGGGGGAAACUGAACCGCUGGCCUGAGCUGGGUGGAGCAGUGACCGCCUGUAGCAUGAUGUCCUACCUCAAACAGCCCCCCUAUGGCGUCAACGGCCUGGGGCUCAGUGGCGCUGCCAUGGACCUGCUGCACCCCUCAGUGGGCUACCCAGCUACUCCCAGGAAGCAGCGGCGGGAGCGAACCACCUUCACCCGCUCCCAGCUCGACGUCCUGGAGGCUCUGUUCGCCAAAACCCGGUACCCGGACAUAUUCAUGCGGGAGGAGGUCGCACUGAAAAUCAACCUGCCUGAAUCAAGAGUCCAGGUGUGGUUCAAGAACCGGAGGGCCAAGUGUCGCCAGCAGCAGCAAAGCGGCAGCAGUGCCAAAGCCCGGCCGCCCAAGAAGAAGUCCUCUCCGGCCCGGGAGAGUACCGGAUCCGAGAGCAGCGGCCAGUUUACACCUCCUGCUGUCUCCAGCACGGGCUCUUCCUCCUCUUCAUCCUCGUCUACCAAUCACACGGGCCCAGCGGCACUCAGCAGCACCUCUACCUCCAUCAGCACCGUCUCCUCUAUAUGGAGCCCCGCUAUCUCCCCCGGAAACGCUCCGGCUCCUGCCGUGGCCCCGCUCCCUGAGCCCGGGCCCCCAUCUAAUGCCUCCUGUAUGCAGCGUUCCAUGUCAGGCUCCGCUGCAGCUGCCACCUCCUACCCCAUGUCCUACAACCAGACGCCGGGCUAUGGCCAGGGCUACCCCACCCCUUCCAGCUCCUACUUUAGCGGCGUGGACUGUGGCUCCUACCUAGCCCCCAUGCACUCCCAUCACCACCCGCACCAGCUCAGCCCCAUGACGGCCUCAUCUAUGUCUGGCCACCCGCACCACCACAUCUCCCAGUCGUCAGGCCACCACCACCAUCACCACCACCACCAGGCGUACGGCGGCUCCGGCCUGGCCUUCAACUCCUCCGACUGCCUGGAUUACAAAGAGCAGACUGCCGCGUCUUCAUGGAAGCUCAACUUUAACACCACAGACUGCUUGGACUACAAAGACCAGGCGUCCUGGAGGUUCCAAGUCUUGUGAUCAGGCUUUCUUCCCCACCCACCCGCCACUGCCCGCCCUGCUUGUCUGCUCUCUUUUAUUUUCCAGAUUAGCUUACUGCUUGUUUUUUAAAAAGACAAAAGAGUUUAUGAACCAUAAGACAACAAGAUAGCAGCAGGAAUGCUCAAGAAUCGGACUUCCUUCUCCCGCUCGUCCUGUUUCAAAGUUUAAAAAAAAAAGAAAGAAAGAAAAAGACAGACCUGUAAAGAGAAAGCAUCAGGAGCAGAUUUCCUGAAGAUGAAGAAAAAGGGUUUUUUUUAAAGACACCCCUCCUUGGGAUAAGCUUAACAAAACUGUUUUUCCAAGAGUCAUUUCAACCAAACUCCUUUGACCACCAGCUCUCUGGAUGGGAGGAAUAUUUUCCCCUCUGGUGCACCGACGGGAACUGCCUGCCGUGCCCUCUUUACCUCCAUCGAGUCCUGUACAGUUUUUAUUAUUUUCUGGAAUUUGUUAUUUUAGGAUGACAGAGAUUUUUAGUCAGCUGCGCACAGGAGCUGAAAUAUGUAAAUAUGUAUUUGGGUCAGUUACAGUGACCAUGUUUAGUUGUUGUUUUUUCUUUUCUGGAUUUAAAAUUGUUUAUUACCACUUUGAAAGAAAGAAAGAAGAAAAAAAAGAAACUGUAUGUAAAUCUUCCCAAAUAUUCCAAAGAGAACAAAUUGGCCAUAAAGUUCAGCUUUUAUAUCCACCUUGUUUUACUCAGCAAAAUUUGAAAUGUCUUGGUGAAAACUCUAAAUCUAAACUAUAGAUGCAGAAACUAUUCUGGGACAUUUUCUUUUUUCCAGAUAUUAUUAUUAUAAUUAUUAUUCUAGACUCCACGUUUUCAAAGCAGACCACCUCUCUGGGACAUGUUUGAACCGCAGCACUUGGCUUGUUAUUGGAGUCAAAGCUUUUUAUUAUUAUUAUUAUUAUUAUUUUAACUCUUCUGGGGGAGGAGAGGAAAAUGUGGAUUUAUAGCUCCAAAAAUGACAGUGAGAUGUUGAAUGUAUCUUUAAAGGCGACCACCCUUACAUACAUGUUCAUCCAAUAAA
This is a messenger RNA of Oreochromis aureus, 2575 nucleotides long. It is a transcript of the gene otx1, whose product is annotated as orthodenticle homeobox 1. Gene Ontology annotation, molecular function: RNA polymerase II cis-regulatory region sequence-specific DNA binding; DNA-binding transcription factor activity, RNA polymerase II-specific. Gene Ontology annotation, biological process: regulation of transcription by RNA polymerase II; multicellular organism development. Bases 531 to 1529 code for a protein of 332 amino acids. NCBI's taxonomy places the organism in Eukaryota, Metazoa, Chordata, Actinopteri, Cichliformes, Cichlidae. The transcript is spliced from 4 exons. The record is from RefSeq and is a predicted model, not a curated record. Gene Ontology annotation, cellular component: nucleus.